This is a messenger RNA of Dermacentor andersoni, 981 nucleotides long. RefSeq lists its product as uncharacterized. The record is from RefSeq and is a predicted model, not a curated record. Lineage: Eukaryota; Metazoa; Arthropoda; Arachnida; Ixodida; Ixodidae.
UUCAGCAUAAUAGAAGCUCUGAACAAUGUCCGCACACCCAGGAGAAACGUCAUCCGCACUGGCUGCGUCGACACGGAUGGCUGUCGUCACGAAAUGAACAUUAUUAACAGUCGAAUAGCUUAAGCGAAGUCGGCAUGAAGGCGGCAUACGCUGCGCGAUACCCCGUAACAUUUUGCUUUAUGAUGAACCCACAAUGCAGCAAGACAAAGGCUGCCUGUGCUAAUGUGCGAAAUAUCUGCACUGACGCCAUAGGCUUACGCAAGAUCGAUGUAAUAUUGCUUGCGCGCAAAGAAAAAAAAAGUGCUCAAUCAUUAGGCCUGGCAUGAAGAAGAGAAAGAAAAAAAAUUGAAUAUGAUUUAGGAAUAGGCUGGUUUUCGUUAUAUAAGGAAAUGUGCCCUUCGGGUUUCCUCACUCUCAUCAGGGGGAUUAGCCGACUGUUUGCGGACGCAUCAUUCCGAACACCACUGCGAUCAUGAGAGCGUUCGUCAUCGCUUGCCUUCUCUCCGCAGUUGUCCUUGGAAAUGCCCAAAAUCGGGCAGUAAACACAGCUAGUGGAGCUGCCUCAAGUGGUGCAGCAACAAGAGGUGAACUGACAGGGGCUCUGCGCGGUGGAAUUGAAUCUGUUGGUCCCAGUGGAGCUCCGGGUGUCACCAUCACUCUUGGAGGCGAUGUCGGCGGUGGUCUUGGAGGCCAGGGAGGAGGACAUCCUUCAGUCUCGAGUUCCAACUUCCAGCCAACUUAUGGCUUCAAUCCUGGUUAUGGAUUCCCCUCCGGCUACGGAUACUACCCACAAGGUUACGGUCACUACGGCUACAAUCCUUACGGGUACAAUCCUUACGGCUACAGUCCUUACGGCUACAACUACAGCCCCUAUGGCUACUACGGUUACGGCAACGGUUACAACAGCGGAUACGGUCAUGGAGUCUAUGGCUCCACCCACCGCUCGAAUAACCGCCACCAGUAAUUCCAACUGGACGGCGC